Messenger RNA from Spirometra erinaceieuropaei, 1233 nucleotides. Lineage: Eukaryota; Metazoa; Platyhelminthes; Cestoda; Diphyllobothriidea; Diphyllobothriidae. The record is from the annotation of a GenBank genome assembly.
AUGAAGGACACCUGGAAGGUUCGCAUAUCCGAGGAGAUCCAAGGGUACGCGGACCGCAACGAAUGGAAGCAUUUCUUCUCUGCGACUAAGGCUGUGUACGGUCCACCAACCAAAGCAAAUGGUCCUAUCCUUGUCGCCGACGGUAGUACCCUACUCACUGAAAGAACACAAAUUCUGUAAUGAUGGACCGAGCACAUCAUAGGCGUCCUUAGCUGCCCCUCCACGAUCUCCGACGCCUCCAUCGCCCGUCUGCCUCAAGUGAAGGCCAGUGCUGAUCUCGAUCUCUCGCCCUCUCUACGCUAAGUCACCAAGACUGUGCAGCAGCCCUCCAGCGGGAAAGCGCCCCGAUCGUACGCGAUCCCUGCUGAGAUCUACAAGCACGAUGGCUCCCAACUAAUAGAUCAUCUUGUGGUGCUCUUCCAGGUCUUCUGCCGGAAAGCCGAUGCGUCUUCCGCCGUCCUCGUGAGAACUAGGCACGAUCUUCGCCGCCUGCCAACAUCAGGAGAAGUACCGGGCGAUGAGUAUCCAACUCUACUCCACAUUUGUGGAUCUGACGAAAUCCUUCGACACGGUGAAUCGUUAAUGACUUUAGGAAAUCAUACAGAAAGUCGGCUGUCUCAAAGGAUCCACUCAGAUGAUGCGUCAGCUCCACGAUGGUAUGAUAACGCGAGUCACAGAUAAUGGAGAUUCCUCAGAGGCAUUCGCAGUAACCAACGGAUUAAGGCAGGGCUGCGACCUCGCGCCCACCCUUCUUAGUCUCAUGUUCUCUGCCAUGCUAAUGGACGCCAAACGUGACGAACACCCGGGAUCUGCAUCGCCUACAGGAUGGAUGGUCACCCCCUCAACCAGCGGCGGAUACAUUUCCCGACGCGUUUAUCCACAAGGACCAAGGUCAAAGACCAACCGCCACCCGACGCUGCCUACGUCUUACCCAAAUCACACAUCUGGGCAGCAUCUUUCCUCACAAUGCCAAAAUCGACGAUGAAGUGCCCUGCGUAUUUUGAAAGCAAGCCAGGCCUUCGGCCGUUUGCAAAACACAGUUUGGAAUCGACACCUCAGCAACAAAAUGAAGAUGUGCAAGGCAGUCAUCCCGCCGACGCCGCUAUAUGGAUUGGAGACCUGGACGGUGAACAAGGAGCAGACACGGAGGCUCAACCACUUCCACUCCAGCUGUCUUCGGCGGAUACUAAAGCUGAGGUUACAGAUCUGGAUCCCGGAUAUGGAAGUAGUUGA